Molecule: messenger RNA, 1718 nt
Organism: Myxocyprinus asiaticus (Chinese sucker)
Lineage: Eukaryota; Metazoa; Chordata; Actinopteri; Cypriniformes; Catostomidae
Product: heat shock protein 67B1-like
Exons: 4
Coding region: 255-1376 (373 amino acids)
Biological process (GO): response to heat; protein refolding
Molecular function (GO): protein folding chaperone
Source: RefSeq, a predicted model, not a curated record
CUUCAUCCCUACAUUCUCUUCUUGUGGCAUCAUGGUUACUGCUUAGUAAGUGCUAAAACACAAGACACUAUAUAAACAAAGGCUUGGAUGUCUACUAGCCACAUUCUACCUUUUUGCAGUGAUUUCUACAGCAUCUGUGUUUUGUAGUUUGUGCAUUUCUAGUUGUAUAAUUGGCUGGAACUUUCAUUACCAACCAAAACCCUUCCGAGGUUCUUCUUUUUCAUCCUUAGAUUUUUAUUUUCAGUUUUCACACAAUGGCAGAUGCUACCAAGUCCUCAUCUAGGCCUCAAUAUUGUCAUGAAGUUUCCUGGUAUCCCCUGAGCUAUAGAUGGCCUAGAGUAGUCUUUAACCAACACUUUGGCUUACCUCCCUUAUUGGACUCCAGAGACCUUAGCUGGAUUGAAGGCAUCUUCAGAAGGCUGGGGACGUCUGCUUGGCCUGGGUACUUGCGAACACCUGUGCAGCAAAUCUCAAAGCUGCACAGAGAGAUGAGUGGAGGGAUGUCGGAAGUGGUUGGGGAGACGUGCAAGUGGAAAAUUAGCUUGGAUGUCAAUCACUUCGCUCCCUCCGAGAUUACGGUAAAAAUACAGGAUGGAUUCUUGGAAAUUUCAGGAAAGCAUGAGGAGAGACCAGAUGAGCAUGGCUACAUUGCUAGAUGCUUUACAAGAAAAUACAGGCUACCAGUUGGUGUUGAUGCUGAAAAUAUCCAGUCGCUUGUUUCUGUGGAUGGCAUUCUUACUGUGGAAGCACCAUUAACCAACAUUCCUCUCCCUGCUGAUGUCAUUAUCCCCAUCCAGGUGGAAGCACAAACCAUUAGUGGAAAACAACCGGAUGGCGAGAAGCCCCAAGAUAGUGUUGAAGCCGAAAAACCAGAGUCAUUUGAGACAUCAGCUGUACCUGGAGAACAUCUUGAAGAUGCUCAGGAACCUGAGGGAUAUCCUGCAGACCAGCAAACUGUAUCUGACUUUACCCAUCCUGAAGUAGGCCCAUCUGGAGAACCACCAGCUCAGUCCAUCUUAGAGCCAGCACCAGGUACAUUGGAGUCUGAAAGUGUUGAGGUUGGAGAAUCCAGAGAUGUCAGAGAAGGAGUCGUUCAAGAGGCAGUUGAGGACAUUGAAAAAGCCAGAGAAGAAGUCCAUGAGUUUGCAGACAAGCCCCAGGCUCCAGAGACUCCAGACACUGUCAUCUCAGACCAAGGAGAGCAGGAGGAGGUCAUCCAGAACGGGCAGCCCCAGGAGCUGGAGGGUGAAGGUUAUACAGACACUGCUGUGACUGAAGAUGAGCAAUCAACCUUCAAGCAAACCCAAGAGGUGUUCGACCCUCAGCUGGUGCUCCAAAAGGAAAUGGAUGUAGAGCAAACUAAAGUGACCAAGUAGUAUUUUAGCCACAAUACAGCAACAUCCCAUGCUCAUUCCUUAGCCACUUAAAGGUGAAGUGUAUCACUUUUCGAUUUUUCAUUAAAAUACUUUCUCCUAUCGCAACUUAAUAUGCAGAGACUCUAAGUCUAUAAUAUAAGUACGCCAUUUGAAGGUUAAUUCCCCUGAAAUGUGUAAACACCAUGGUGUAAGUUUGGGGCAGGACAAUCUGUUUGACCAACCAAUGAAAGAUGUGGGGUGUGGUUGGGAAACUAUUUGAAAAUUCCAUUUGAUGAUGAUCAUGGUGCAAAAAUGACACACUUCACCUUUAAUUCUCAUAGUUUUUUUUUUAUUAUUACUGUA